This is a messenger RNA of Musa acuminata AAA Group (dessert banana), 1715 nucleotides long. RefSeq names its product serine carboxypeptidase-like 35. Gene Ontology annotation, molecular function: serine-type carboxypeptidase activity. Bases 114 to 1559 code for a protein of 481 amino acids. The transcript is spliced from 8 exons. Gene Ontology annotation, cellular component: vacuole. Gene Ontology annotation, biological process: proteolysis. The record is from RefSeq and is a predicted model, not a curated record. Lineage: Eukaryota; Viridiplantae; Streptophyta; Magnoliopsida; Zingiberales; Musaceae.
CACCCUCCCUCCGUCCCCUCUGGUUUUAUAUACCCCUCAGGACUCUCUCCGAUACACAGCACACAGAGAGAGAGAGAGAGAGAGAGAGAGAGAGAGAGAGAGAGAUCUCCGUCAUGUCGGUUCUUGUGGCUGCAUCGUCUCUUCUGCUAAUGGCCAUGGCCAUGGGCGCAGCUCGGGGUUCGUCGCGGCGCGAGGCCGAUAGGGUGGGGGCGCUCCCCGGCCAGCCAGCGGUGGAGUUCAGGCACUACGCCGGGUACGUAAGGGUAAGCGACGACAAGGCGCUCUUCUUCUGGUUCUUCGAGGCCAAACGACGGCCGGAGGAGAAGCCUCUCGUGCUCUGGCUCAAUGGAGGACCCGGAUGCUCUUCCAUUGCUUAUGGAGCUGCACAAGAGUUAGGGCCAUUCUUGGUCAAAAGCAAUUCUCCCAACCUCACUCUCAAUCCCUACUCCUGGAACAACGUUGCAAAUCUUUUGUUCCUCGAAUCGCCGGUCGGGGUAGGAUUCUCCUACACCAAUAGAUCACUAGAUUUGGAGGAGCUCGGCGAUCGAACCACAGCCCAAGACUCCCAUACCUUUCUCUUGAACUGGUUCAAGAGGUUCCCUGAGUUCAAGCACCAUGACUUGUACAUUGCUGGAGAAAGCUACGCAGGUCACUAUGUUCCCCAGCUUGCAGAGCUCAUCUAUGAAGGAAACAAGAAAGCUAGCAAGGAUUCAUUUAUUAAUCUUAGAGGUUUCAUGAUUGGGAAUGCAGUGCUUAACGAUGCGACGGACCAGCUGGGAAUGGUGGAGUAUGCCUGGAGCCACGCCAUAAUCUCCGACGAGCUCUACUCCACCGUGCGUAAAGAAUGCGACUCCUUCAAGGAAGAAGGGGAAGGCGGGCGGGCGAGCAAAGCAUGCUCGCCGGCCGUCAGAGCUUUCUUACAGGCCUACAAUGAUAUCGAUAUCUACAGCAUCUACUCCCCGAUCUGCCUCUCGUCGCUCACCAAAUCUUCUCCCUCGCGCAAGCUCGUCGCAGCCCCCAAGUUCUUCUCUCAGCAUGAGAUAUGGCAUGACAUGAGAAAGAUGCCGACAGGGUAUGAUCCAUGCACCGAAGACUACGUGGAGAAAUACUUCAACAGGAAGGAUGUGCAAAGGGCACUGCACGCCAACGUCACACGUCUCUCUUACCCCUACUCCCCUUGCAGCGAAUUGAUACACAACUGGAAUGACUCUCCAUCCACCGUACUCCCCAUCCUGAUGAAGCUGAUGAAAGCAGGCCUUCGAGUUUGGGUCUACAGUGGCGACACCGACGGCAGGGUGCCGGUGACGUCGACGAGGUACAGCAUCAACGAGAUGAGGCUUCGGCCAAAGGGAGAGGAAAGGAAGCGUUGGGGGGGCUGGAGGGCUUGGUACCACAAGGGGCAGGUGGCUGGGUGGGUGGUGGAGUACGAAGAGGGGCUGACAUUGGCCACCGUGAGGGGCGCCGGCCACCAGGUGCCUGUCUUCGCCCCCGACCGCGCCCUCUCCCUGCUCUCCCACUUUCUUGGAGGCCAACCGCUACCAUCCUCGCGCUCCCCGUAGCUCACGUUUGCACCAAAUAAAAUGCCUUCUCCUCCACCAUUGCUGAAUCAAGCUGGUCUUCUUCUUCUUGAGUGUGUGCUUGCACUCCAAUGGUACAAAGAACUCAUCAGUCAAAUUAAUAUCUGCAAGAAUAGUCUUAACUCGGAUGUUUCCUGU